AUGUCGUCGUCCUUCUUCACCACACCAGCCUCACAACGGAAACGGAAGCGCGGCGAGGUCGCCGCCGGCGCCCCCAAACGGCGCAACACAGACGCGCAUGCUCGCCGCUCCCAGCGAGAAGAGUCGAUCAGCGGCAGCGACAUAUCCGACGAUGAUGGCGCACCUACUUUCGACGACGACGACGAUGCAGACGACGGCUCUACUACUUCUGAAGACGAAAACGAGACGGCGGCAGAGAAGCGCCUGAGACUGGCAGAGCGCUAUCUUGAGAACAUCCGCAACGAGGUUGAGGAGGACGUGGGCUUUGACGCCGAGCAGAUCGACAAGGACCUCAUCGCCGAGCGGCUGAAAGAAGAUGUCGCAGAAGGCAAGGGCAAGAUAUAUAGGUCAAUCGCCGCCGAUCUUGACUUUGAGCAUGCAUCACAUGCGACCGGCUACUCAGGGCUGCAAAAAGCCACGACAGGAUGCGCCGUCAGGCUGCCGUAUGCCUGGACUAUCAGCAAGGACCUCGUCGUCGAGAAGUGGGAAAUCGCUGACCCAAAGUCGUAUGCGCCCGACCCCAGCCGACCGUCCAACCUAACGCCGCGCACCACACCAAAAAGGCUCCUCUGGCGGAAGGGGAACAAGAACAAAAAGGGCGACCGCGCCUUUCUGGGUCACACGGGCGAGAUUGUGUCUAUAGCCAUCUCCGACUCGGGAAAGUACCUGGCCACUGGUGACAAGCAUGCUCGCCUGAUCAUCUGGGACGCUGACACCCUCACGCCCCGUCACCUAUUCACUCGCCAUCGAGACGCCGUCCUCUCUCUGUCCUUCCGAAGGGGCACCGAACAACUUUUCUCUGGCGGCGCAGACCGAGCUGUCAUUGUCUGGAGUGCGCCAGAAUCAGCAUACAUCGAGACGCUUGUCGGACACCAGGACGCUGUUAUUGGUGUAGCAGGUGGGCUGGAGCUCAACCAGGAGACUUGCGUCAGUGUAGGCGCACGAGAUCGUACCGCUCGUUUGUGGAGAGUUGUCGAGGAAAACCAGCUCGUAUUCCACGGAGGUGGUACGGCCAGACAAAAGGGCUUGGACAAGUUGCGCAAAGGUCGAUUUGGAAAGAAUGUUGAUGGAGAUGAAAAACAGGAUGAACAAGGCAAUGGCGGAAAGUCCGGCGAUGACGACCCGCUCAUCGCAUAUGCUGAGGGUUCUAUCGAUUGCGUUGGUCUUCUCGAUGCGGGCUUGUUCGUUACAGCAUCUGACAAUGGCGCACUGUCGUUAUGGUCUGUCAACCGGAAGAAGCCUCUCUUCACAUACCCACUCACUCAUGGCCGCGAUCCACCGCUCUCGCCCGAGCAAAUGUCAGCCAACGAUGACGCCGCAACAUCAGUAAAGCCUGGUCCCCGGCUACCGCGAUACGUGACGGCGCUUGCUACUGUUCCUUUUGCCGAUCUCAUCCUCACAGCAAGCUGGGAUGGCUGGAUACGCGCGUGGAAGAUUACAGCGGACAAGAAGAGCAUUGAGCCAGUGGGUAAAGUAGGGCGCGUACCGAUUGUGGAAGACGAGUCUAUGGUCAAUGGCGAUACCAAGGACGAAGCCAUCCUCAUACGAGGCAUUGUCAAUGGCCUUGCAGUUCAAGAGAGGGGCGACAGAGGCAAAGAUGGGCUGUGCGUUGUGGCUGCCGUAGGCAAGGAGCCCAGAUUAGCCAGAUGGAUGUCUGGAAAGGCCAAGAACGGCAUCUACGUCUUCGAAGUACCUAGAAAACACCUAGCAAAUGGUACAGCGGACGAAGACAAGGAAGACGAGGAAGCAUAG
Alternaria atra is the source of this 1791-nucleotide messenger RNA. RefSeq lists its product as uncharacterized. The coding region runs from base 1 to 1791 and encodes 596 amino acids. NCBI's taxonomy places the organism in Eukaryota, Fungi, Ascomycota, Dothideomycetes, Pleosporales, Pleosporaceae. Gene Ontology annotation, molecular function: snoRNA binding; protein binding. The transcript has a single exon. Gene Ontology annotation, cellular component: small-subunit processome. The record is from RefSeq and is a predicted model, not a curated record.